Messenger RNA from Mustela erminea (ermine), 3176 nucleotides. Its product is annotated as antigen-presenting glycoprotein CD1d-like. The coding region runs from base 191 to 1318 and encodes 375 amino acids. The transcript has 6 exons. Gene Ontology annotation, cellular component: external side of plasma membrane. The record is from RefSeq and is a predicted model, not a curated record. Gene Ontology annotation, biological process: antigen processing and presentation, endogenous lipid antigen via MHC class Ib; immune response; antigen processing and presentation, exogenous lipid antigen via MHC class Ib. Gene Ontology annotation, molecular function: exogenous lipid antigen binding; endogenous lipid antigen binding; lipopeptide binding. Lineage: Eukaryota; Metazoa; Chordata; Mammalia; Carnivora; Mustelidae.
UAAUCAUUAACCACUUACUGGUAGCAAAAAAAAUUUUUCUGUGUGAUCUCCAAGUGUUUUGGGGCCACGCUGAGCACACAGAGGAGGACCAGAUGUAACCUCUUCUCCUCAAGGACUCUCCCAGUACUCUGGCGGGGACUGGGGAGGGCUGGCAGCGACAGAGCUCGCCUGGCCCUGUAUUUACCAACCGAUGUGUGCGGGGGCGUGGGUCGGGGGUGACGAAGCUGGCAGCACGGGAGGAGUCCCGUUAGGGCUGACCUGUCUGCCUUUGUUCAUGCAGGGGGAUCUGGGAAGUCCCCCUGAGAAAAUGACGUUUGAACAGAGAUCUGGGCCCUGGGCGCGGAGCGGGUUCAGCGAGCCGCAGUGGGAGCGGCUGCAGCAGAUACUUCGGGUGUACCGCCGGAGCUUCACCAGGGACGUGCGAGAAUUCGUCAAGAUGCUGCGGCUGGACUAUCCCUUUGAGAUGCAGGUGUCUGCCGGCUGCGAGCUGUGCCCCGGCAACACCUCGGAAAGCUUCUUCCACACGGCAUUUCAAGGAAAAGAGAUCAUGAGUUUCCAAGGAACUCAUUGGGUGCCAGCCCGCGAUGCCCCCUCUUGGGCAGGCAGGGCCACCAAAGAGCUCAAUCAGGACCAGGGGACCAGAAAGACCCUGCAGUGGUUAUUAAACGACACCUGCCCGCAGUUCCUCAGAGGCCUCCUGGAGGCAGGGAAGUCGGAGCUGGAGAAGCAAGAACACAGGGCGCUCCAGGGGCCAAGCAGAUGCACUCACGGGAGCCUGGGAUGGGGCGGGCGUCAGGGAAGGCUUUCCUGCAGAGGCCAACGCGAAUGGACAGUCACGGGCUCCACCUCCAGAGGGGGAGAUGUGGGCUGCAGAGUUCCGGCCUUGACACCCCCCACUUCCUUAUCGGACACAGUGAAGCCGGAGGCCUGGCUGUCCGCCGGCCGCCCUCCCGGUCCCGGCCGUCUGCUGCUGGUGUGUCACGUCUCCGGCUUCCACCCGAAGCCCGUGUGGGUGAUGUGGAUGCGGGGUGAGCAGGAGCAGCAGGGCACCCGGCGAGGCGACGUCCUGCCCCACGCGGACGGGACGUGGUAUCUCCGAGUGACCCUGGACGUGGCGGCCCGGGAGGCGGCCGGUCUGUCCUGCCGCGUGAGACACAGCAGUCUGGGAGGCCAGGACAUCGUCCUCCACUGGGAGGGGAGCCUCUCCUCCACGUGGCUCAUCCCGGUGGCCGUCCUGGGGUCCCUCCUGAUGAGUGGAUGCGUUGGAUGCUUAGUCGUCUGGUGCAGGAAGCGUGGCUCCUAUCAAGGCAUCCUGUGACUGUGGUCGCUGCAUCUGUCUGUCUGGGACUCAGGACCCCAGCUGCCCAGGAGGUCAGCUCAGCAGCUGAGGUUGCAAGGAGAGGUGCCUUGAAGCAGCAGAGAACACAGGGCAGCUCUCAUCACAUCCUUUAAACAUUUUAUCUAAGACGGCUGAGGUUCUUUUUCUGUAUACUGCAAGUUUAUAAACUCCUAUGGUUCUGUAAAAAUAGACAUGCAAAUGUCCGGGGACAGGCAGAUACAGGCUGGGGUGUGAUGUCGUGUGUGGUCACCGUGUGGGUGGUGUGAUCUGCCGUGAGCUGGGAAGUGCCUGCCCCUGGAGAAGCAGGUCCAGCUGUUGCCAACAGUCAAGGAAGAGCGACCAACAAAAUGAGUGAGUUUCUGAAAAUAAGACCCUGGCUGGGCUGCAGUCUACAUUUUUCGAAAGAAGCAGAAUGUCUGGAUUUUCGUGUGAGCGUGCCUGAUACAGAAGUAUGCACUGAAGCUUUUACGGAAUGUUUGGGAUACCCCAGAUACAUCCAUCUCUGUUUCUUGAUGGCCAUGUGGGGGCUUCUUGGAUAAAAGUUGGGACUGAAUGACAAAUUGGUAGUUUUAGGGCAGGGUUUCUUCUGUGAAUUUGGAUUUAUAAAGGGGGACAUUUUCUUCUUUAAAAGAAAGUCAACUUGUAAGGAACAGAUGUUUCUUAAGAUUUUAUUUGGUGUAACUGAUUUAUAAGGAGAAAUCAUAACGUAUGUCUAUUAGAUAGGACAAAAGUUACUCUGGGUAGGGGUGUUUCAAGUGACCAGUUGCUUUUUUCACAUCGGAGGAGGACAGUCAUAAGGUGUCUCGGCAAACAGGCUUCCCCACUUACAGGUCUUAAGUGGGACAAUGCUCGAAAGGGGUGAAGCCACUUGGGCAGGUGUGGGCUGCACAGAUCAACACCAGCCGUCUGCCCUGUUCCUAGUUAAGGAUCCUUGAACAUCUGGAAAACAUGGGACUAAACCUUCAGAGAGUCUUUGCUUAAGAAAAUUAAGAUUUGGCCUCACUGGUUGAGCCUCGGGUGUGGGUGAAGAUCUUGCCAGUUCCUGAACCGGUGGUUCCCAACUGUGAAGUCCUGACCAGCAGCCUCAGCACCACUGGGAACUGGCACAUAGUCUGGACCCCGUCUCAGACCUCCCAAAUGAGAAAUGGGAGUGAGGCCCUGUGUGACCUGUCUGGUGUUUCAGGCGCUGUGCUUUGGGUCAUGCGGGGCUACAGAUUCCUCCGAAUGGUAAGUGAAAGUAACGGCCUGGGUUUUUCAGGGAAGGCUUUCUGGAAGGGACAUCUGACCCAGGACUUGGACAGGUGGUGAGGAAACCAGUGCACUGGGUCUGGACAUCAGAGUUCUGGCCUCGGAGUCCGUGUCCUCCUGCAUCAAGUGGAACCAGGAAGCAGAUCCUCAGUCUGGCCAGAACAGGCUGCUGCCCUGGUCUUGGACGGCCCCCAGGCCCGGGAACUGGGAGAGAUGCCUUUCCAUUGUUCCUCAGCCGCUCCUCGGACGGCUUUUGUCAGUGCAGCCUGCGCGGGCAGAGACGAUGCUCUCACAGAGGGUAGGGAGCACACGUGUGCUGUGUGUGGUUGUCUGUAGUGCCUUCAAACCGUGGGCCUCUUACUGUCUUUGGUGUCUCCCCACCUCACCCCCCAAGCCAUGCUGUUCAGCUUAGCUUCCUCCAGCAGCAUCCGGGCUCUGAAGCCGACCCGACAGGCUGGUUCCUAGGGCAAGAGUGGUAAACACCCUUCUGAAAUCGUUUUGGAAAUGCUUCAGCAUGGACUUGCAGAAACUCUGGGUCUUUUUAAAGAAAUUGAUUUAUUUUGGAAAUAAAGUCCUGUCUCUGGGAAAA